This is a messenger RNA of Effrenium voratum, 1554 nucleotides long. Lineage: Eukaryota; Dinophyceae; Suessiales; Symbiodiniaceae. The record is from the annotation of a GenBank genome assembly.
AGCGAGCUCCGGGAAGUGAGGCUACGGCAGUUCUCAGCCAUGAAGCGCGGCAUGGAAGGCCGUGGCCCCCCGCCCAAGCGCGGCCGCGGGCCGCCGGUGGGCGCCGGCCGCUGCGCCUUCAAGGUUUUGUGCCCAGACAGCCUGGUGGCCGCAGUGCUGGGCCCUAACGGCCAGGCUGUGGCUCAAGUACAAGAGCAGUCAGGCUGCCACUGCAACUUCUCCCGCCGCGGUGAGUUCUUUCCCAACUCCAAGCUGCGAGUUCUCGUCGUCUCAGGGCCCUCGCCCAUUGACAUCAUGACCUGCCUGGACAUGGUUUUGGACCACGUGGGUUCCUGCGCCAACGAGGAACGGCAGGUCUUGGAAGGACAAGGCAAGUUUGGCGAGGAGGACGGCGAAUUUGUGGACGCCGCUGGUGACCUGCGACUCUGCGUGGCGGUCACGGACUUCGCCGCCAAGGGCGGCAACGACGGCGCAGACGCUAUCUCACGGAUUCAGGAGGAGACCGGCGUCAGACUGUACAUCGACGAGACUUCGUAUGACAACCACCAGCUCAUCGUGCUCGCGGGGAAUAGAGAUCAGCUGCUGGCUGGCCUGGAGCGUUUCAACAGCUUAGUGCAGGCCCGCAUGGAGGAGGACUGGUUCCCCGCAUGGGCAGAUUUGAAGACCUUUGGUGGAGGUAGAGAUGAUUUCCGCCCACCGCCACCACAUGAGGGCAGGUCUUCGAAGCACCGCAACGUGCUGUUCAUUGGUGGCCUGUCGCAGCAGACUGACGCGGCCAAUCUUCAAAGCUAUUUUUCCAGGUAUGGCGAGGUGGUGGAAGCCGAUGUGAAGAGGGACGGCCAGACGGGCCGCUCAAAGGGCUUUGGUUUCAUCACCUUCGCGGAGGAGGCAUGCGCUGAGAGCUGCCUCACGGAUCCCAAGGAGCAUAAUUUGGAUGGCAAGCGGAUAGAUGUGAAGCGCUACGGCGUCAGCGAACGAAGACAAGACGCGGGCCCCAGCUUCGCUCCCCCGAGUCGCAGGCCGCACGAGGAGAGGAUCAGGGGGCCUCCGGAGCCUGCUCCCGGGCCCUUCGGCCGCGGCUACGGGGGUCCCAGUGCGGGUUUCCCGCCAGAGCGGCGGCCAGAGGGUGGGAGCCGCAAAGCGCUUGCAGACAUCAAGUGGUUCGGUGGCCUUGCUGAAGCGGUGCCAGCCCAAUACCUGGAUCUGGACUACUGCAUCACGUGCAGCCUGCCCAGUGCGCAGUGCGGCGCCCUCAUCGGGCGCCGCGGGGAAAACAUCAACGAGGUGGAAAGAAAGACUGGGGCAAAGGUGCAGCUCAGCAAGAAGGAGCAGAACACCGACCACCGCACCCUGUCAGUCACCGGCCCCUUGAUCGCUGUCUAUGCAGCACAUCUUCUGCUUAUGCGGGACUACAACGAAGCUUUGCAGGUGCCAGAAGUACGGCCGAGCCCGGUUGCCGCUGAGUCGAAGAUCCAGGAGUUGCAGAAGGAGAUCGGCAGGUUGAAGCAGCAGAUGGGUGGAGGUGCCUAUCGCUGAACGGAAAUUGCUAAUGGC